Molecule: messenger RNA, 1637 nt
Organism: Brassica oleracea var. oleracea
Lineage: Eukaryota; Viridiplantae; Streptophyta; Magnoliopsida; Brassicales; Brassicaceae
Product: putative serine carboxypeptidase-like 23
Exons: 8
Coding region: 51-1415 (454 amino acids)
Biological process (GO): proteolysis; brassinosteroid mediated signaling pathway
Molecular function (GO): serine-type carboxypeptidase activity
Source: RefSeq, a predicted model, not a curated record
UUCUCCAUUUAAAAAAAAAUCUAACAUAGUGAAAGUGCGAGAGAACAAGAAUGACAAGCAGCUACUUAAUCGUUCUUCUACUAGUGAUAUCAUCGACAUCAACAUCAUCAACAAGAGAGCAAGAGGAGGACAGGAUCAAGGAACUUCCAGGGCAACCAAAAGUAGGAUUCUCACAGUUUUCCGGCUACGUUACUGUGAACGAGUCACACGGUCGAUCACUUUUCUACUGGCUCACCGAGUCAUCUUCUUCCCCUAAGAACAAACCACUUCUUCUUUGGCUCAAUGGAGUUGUAGGACCGGGAUGCUCGUCGAUUGGGUAUGGAGCUUCGGAGGAAAUUGGACCGUUUAGGAUCAAUAAAACCGGUUCUAGUCUCUACCUCAACAGCUUUUCUUGGAACACAGAAGCAAACAUAUUGUUUCUGGAAUCGCCAGUUGGAGUUGGAUUUUCGUACACUAACACAAGCUCUGAUCUUAAGGAUUCCGGAGACGACCGGACUGCUCAGGAAAAUCUGAUAUUUCUUAUCAAAUGGAUGUCAAGAUUUCCUCAAUAUCAAUACAGAGAUUUCUACAUUGCUGGUGAAAGCUACGCCGGGCAUUAUGUUCCUCAGCUUGCUAAAAAGAUCUAUCAUUAUAACAAAACCUUCAACAAAAGCAUAAUCAAUCUCAAGGGAUUCAUGGUUGGUAACGGAGAUACGGACAGGCAUUACGACAGAUUAGGAGCCGUCACGUACUGGUGGUCACACGCAAUGAUUUCGGACAGGUCCUACAACUCUAUCCUCAAGCACUGCAGUUUUACGGAGAAUACUAACUCUAACGAGUGUGAUUACGCACUCUACUACGCCACGGUCGUUGAGUUCGGCCAAGUCAAUGGGUACAGCAUCUACUCACCUUUAUGUGUACCAAAAACCAACCAGACCAAGUUCAUGCAUGGAGGGAUUUUGGUAGAGGAAGAAGACCCUUGUACGGAGAGCUACGCAGAGAUAUAUUAUAACCGUCCUGAUGUUCAGCGAGCCAUGCACGCUAAUCUUACCUCCAUUCCCUAUAAGUGGACCGUUUGCAAUGAAAUUUUGUUUAAGUACUGGGACUGGGGCAAUUCUGACCAUUCCAUGUUGCCCACAUACAAGGAACUCAUGGCCGCUGGUUUGAGGAUAUGGGUGUUUAGCGGGGAUACAGACUCGGUGGUUCCAGUGACUGCGACUAGACUUUCCAUUAGCCAUCUAAAUCUUACGGUGAAAACCCGCUGGUACCCUUGGUACUCUGGGAACCAGGUUGGAGGAUGGACAGAGGUAUACGAAGGGCUAACCUUUGCAACGGUGAGAGGGGCCGGACAUGAAGUUCCCGUGUUGCAACCAGAGCGUGCUCUCAUUCUUUUAAGAUCGUUCUUGGCUGGUAAAGAGCUUCCAAGAUCUUAUUAGUUUAACAAACGAAGGAGAGAAGGCUUUCCUGCAUAACUCGAGAGUAAACUCGAUGUUUUCUUUUCCUAUUUUCCUGUUUAGAAUUGGUUCAUUUCUGGCCAUCCUAAGAUGUCUCCAAGAUUUCAGUGUUCUUAUAUUUGAAAUUGAUACAAGAAGAAUUGUGUUGAUAUUCCACAUUAUACCGAAGGGAACAAUAUAAUAAGAGAGAAAAACUUUUAGAUC